UAAUCUCAGUUUGAUCAACAUUCCAAUAAUUAUUCAUUAAAAUAAUUUGAAUUUGACUGUCGGGAAGCUGCCAGAUUCAACCCCAUAAAUGUUGAAGAAGCUCAGAAGAAAUUUCAGAACAUUCAAAACCUUAAUCAGCAAGACCUUCAACAACUCUCAAUCUUCGUCUUCUUCACCAUCCAAACCAUAUAAAUUCCCUCCAUUGCCGCUUCCUCUGUCACCGUCGGAAAUGUCGUCGCCGUCGCAAUCAUUCCGGCAAUCAUUACCACCCGCCGUCGCCCCCUUUCCUCAAACCCAAUCCACCGUUCUUCCCGAUCCUUCAAAUUUCUUCGCUCCUCACCUUCUCUCCUCUCCCCUUCCCACAAAUUCCUUCUUCCAGAACUUCACCGUCAAAAAUGGCGAUCAGCCGGAAUACAUUCAUCCCUAUCUUAUUAAAUCCUCCCUCUCCGAAGUUUCAAUUUCAUACCCAUCGAUGUUCUCGAACACCGCUUUCGGAUAUCAGGUUUUCAAUGCCGAUUGGACCGUCUCUGAAAAUCCUGCCUCUGUUUCGCAAAAACCCCAUAUAAUAUCAUCGUUUAGUGAUCUCAGUCUCAUUCUUGAUACCCCCUCCGGUAAUCUCCGAUUCUUCCUCGUUCGUGGAAGCCCAUUUUUUACUUUCGAGGUUUUCAACAAUACCCCAAUUUCAAUCUCCACCAUUCAUGCGAUUCUCUCGUUUUCAUCCAAUAGUUCGCUGACGAAAUUCACUGUCACUCUCAACAACAACCAGACAUGGCUGAUUUACUCCUCGUCUCCGAUCAAUUUGACGCACAGCCUCUCGCAGAUUACUUCCGGUGGAUUCUCCGGCAUCGUUAGAAUUGCGGUUUUGCCGAGCCCACAUUUAGAAUCAAUCCUCGAUCGGUUCUGUUCUUGUUACCCUGUUUCAGGUGAGGUGAAUUUCAGAAACCCUUCUUCUUUGGAGUACAAAUGGGAGAAGAAUGGUUGGGGAAACUUGUUAAUGCUUGCACAUCCUCUUCAUCUUCGCUUACUCUCUAGCGAUGAUUCCGCCAUUGUUCUUGAUGAUUUCAAGUACAAGAGUAUCGACGGUGAUCUAGUCGGCGUCGUUGGUGGCUCGUGGGUUUUGAAACCUGACCCUGUUUCUAUAACAUGGCAUUCAAUCAAUGGCAUUGGAGAGGAAUUUCAAAGCGAAAUUAUCUCUGCGCUUGUGAAAGAUGUUGAGGGUUUGAAAUCUUCACCCAUUACAACAACAUCGUCUUAUUUCUAUGCGAAAGCGAUUGCGAGAGCUGCUAGGCUCGCAUUGAUUGCUGAGGAAGUGAAUUUUCUGCAGGUGAUUCCUGAAGUGAGGAAGUUUUUGAAGGAUGCUAUUGAGCCAUGGCUGCGUGGUACUUUCAAUGGCAAUGGAUUUCUUUAUGAUAGUAAAUGGGGUGGCCUUGUAACCCAACAAGGGGCUUCUGAUUCUGGUGCUGAUUUUGGAUUUGGUGUCUAUAAUGAUCACCAUUAUCAUAUUGGUUACUUUCUUUACGCCAUUGCUGUGCUGGUCAAGAUUGAUCCAGCUUGGGGAAGAAAGUUUAGGCCUCAAGCUUACUCUUUAAUGGCGGAUUUCAUGAACUUGAGUAGGAAAUCUAGCUCAAAGUUCCCACGUUUGAGAUGUUUUGACUUGUAUAAACUGCACUCUUGGGCUUCGGGGUUGACCGAAUUCGCCGACGGUCGGAAUCAAGAGAGCAGCAGUGAGGCUGUGAAUGCUUAUUACUCUGCAGCUUUGUUGGGGUUGGCUUAUGGAGAUACUCAUCUUGCUUCCAUUGGAUCAACACUAACAGCUUUGGAGAUCAAGGCAGCUCAAACAUGGUGGCAAAUCAGGGGAGGGGAGAAUCUUUAUGAGACUGAUUUCGCCAGAGAAAACAAGGUGGUUGGAGUGUUGUGGUCUAACAAAAGGGACAGUGGCUUGUGGUUUGCCCCUCCUGAUUGGAGAGAAUGUAGGCUUGGGAUUCAGCUGCUGCCUUUGUUGCCCAUCACUGAGGCUUUGUUCUCUGAUGCUGCCUUUGCCAAGGAGCUUGUGGAUUGGACAUUGCCUUCUUUGAGAAGGGAAGGAGUUGGGGAAGGAUGGAAGGGAUUUGCUUACGCCUUGCAGGGCAUUUACGAUAAAGACGGGGCGGUGCAAAAUAUCCGAAACUUGAAGGGGUUCGACGACGGGAACUCGCUCUCUAAUCUGUUGUGGUGGGUUCAUAGUCGAGGAGGAGGAGGUGAUGAGGGUGAAGGGCUUGGUGGUGGGUGGAAACAUUGGUGGUUUAGGCAGCCCAAAUCUCAGGUAAAAGGGAUUCUACUGGGCUCUGUGAAUUGGAUUAUGGCUUCUUCGCCUUCUCCGAGUGUUUCUCCUCCUGAGAAUCCGUCAGAUUCCGCAUUUUUUUCACCUCCUUCUCCUUCUCCUCCGGCGGAAUCCGCAAUAUCUCCGACAUCUUCUGAGCCUAAUCAGACCGGUGAACCUCCUUCUUCACCUUCUACUUCUUCAGCUCCACCUCCUCAAUCACCACCAGCUGAUGCUCCUCCUCCUUCUCCUCCACUGUCUCCUCCACCAUUGACAGCAUCACCACCUGUACCACCUGAAUCCCCACCUCCUCCACCACCACCUUCGCCUCCUUUAUCUUCGCCGUCGCCGCCACCACCUUCAACAUCAACCUCUGCACCACCACCUUCAACAUCAACCUCUCCUCCACCACCACCAACUUCCUCUGCAUCACCACCUCCUCCAGAUCAAUCCACUGCCUCUCCUCCUCGUGAUGCUUCACCUUCGCCUCCUGAUUUAACGAUGUCGCCGCCUCCACCACCUGCAGAUAAUUCUCCACCUCCUCAAUCUAAUCCUAGUCCUCCACCUUCAACUUCCUCUCCUCCUCCCCCUGACAUAACUUCAGCUUCUCCACCUCCACCUUCUAAGGCCCCAACACCACCUUCACCGACGGGAGAGUCGCCUAAUGUAUCUCCCCCAGCCCCCAAGGUUUCUCCUCCUCCUCCUGAUUCUCAAUCUCCACCAUCAGUUGAGGUCCCCCCACCAAGAUCCUCAGUUCCAUCACCUCCUCCUUCAGUCCCUUCAUCAUCUACUCCCCCUCCAGUUACUGUUCCUGGUUCUCCAUCUAAUUCAUCCGCUGAAGGCCCCAUUAGCCCUCCAACUUCUGGUAUACCCGAACGACCGAUUCCAACAAUGAAUGGUACUGACAUCACUGUAAAGAAAGGGGGUCUCAACAUCGUAACAUCUGUGGCAGUUGGCAGUGUGGUUGGUGUUCUAGUGCUGAGUCUUGUUAUCAUGGGUAUGUGGUUUGUUCUGAAACGGAAGAGAAGAAAGAAGAGUAUCCCUUACACCAUGCCUUCUCCUUUUUCCUCCCAAAACUCAGAUUCAAUUUUCUUAAGGCCCCAUUCUUCAGCUCCCAUGGCAGGCAGUCGUACCGAUAGUGAAUUCAAGUAUUCACCAUCUGAAGGAGGUGGAGUAGGUAAUUCAAGAUCAUUUCCUUAUGAAGAGCUACACCAGGCAACGAGUGGAUUUUCGUCGAAUAAUCUUUUGGGGGAAGGUGGAUUUGGUUGUGUGUACAAAGGCACCCUUGCAGAUGGAAGAGAGGUAGCCGUUAAACAACUUAAAGUGGGUGGUGGUCAGGGAGAACGAGAGUUCAGAGCCGAAGUUGAGAUUAUUAGCCGAGUACACCAUCGACAUUUGGUUUCCCUGGUCGGUUACUGUAUUUCUGAUCAUCAAAGAUUGCUCGUCUAUGAUUAUGUUCCAAACAAUACCCUUCAUUACCAUCUGCACGAUGCGAACAGGCCGGUGUUGGCUUGGGCUACACGUGUUCGAAUCGCUGCUGGUGCAGCCCGUGGAAUUGCUUACCUACAUGAAGAUUGCCAUCCACGCAUUAUUCACAGGGAUAUUAAAUCGUCUAACAUUCUGCUCGAUAUCAACUUCGAAGCUCAGGUUGCAGAUUUUGGGCUUGCUAAAUUGGCGCUGGAUUCGCAUACACAUGUAACGACUCGUGUAAUGGGAACCUUUGGAUACAUGGCUCCAGAAUACGCAACAAGUGGAAAAUUGACAGACAAAUCUGAUGUUUUCUCUUUUGGGGUUGUACUUUUGGAGUUAAUUACCGGUCGCAAGCCUGUAGAUUCUUCUCAGCCUUUAGGGGACGAGAGCUUAGUCGAAUGGGCUCGACCGUUGCUAGCACAAGCUAUCGAGGACGAGAAUUUUGAAGAACUGGUGGAUCCAAGGCUAGAGAACAGUUACGUUGACAGAGAAAUGUUUCGGAUGAUCGAAGCAGCCGCUGCUUGCGUUCGCCAUUCGGGAGUAAAGAGGCCAAGAAUGAGUCAGGUGGUGAGAGCUCUAGACUCAUUGGAUGAAAUGUCUGAUCUCGCAAAUGGGGUGAAGCCUGGACAAAGUGGAGUGUUUGAUUCAGCUGAACAUUCUGCUCAGAUCAGAAUGUUUCAAAGAAUGGCUUUUGGGAGUCAAGAUUACAGUUAUGGUUACUCGGAUCGAGAUCGAAGUCGGAGUUACAGUCAAACUCCGAGUAGCUGGAGUAGAGAAUCCAGAGAUCAAAGCCCCUCGGCACCUAUGAAUCGAUCCCGACAAUGGAACAUCUGAAUUUGGAGGUGGAAUCAGGUUCAAUUCCUUGUAAAUCUCUGCUCAAAUUUUCCCAUUACAAUUUUAUUCUGUUAAUGUGCUCCUCUCUCUGGUAACAAGGUUUUGACAUGAUAAAAGCUUGGUAUUUUGAGGAGUAACUGUACUAUUCUUUGUACACUACUUACUAUUCUUUGUGGCAAGUAAUUGAAUUUUGAAGCCUAUGAAUUUACUUGCCCA
This is a messenger RNA of Cucurbita maxima (winter squash), 4819 nucleotides long. RefSeq lists its product as uncharacterized. Bases 89 to 4603 code for a protein of 1504 amino acids. Gene Ontology annotation, biological process: protein phosphorylation. The transcript has 10 exons. Lineage: Eukaryota; Viridiplantae; Streptophyta; Magnoliopsida; Cucurbitales; Cucurbitaceae. Gene Ontology annotation, molecular function: protein kinase activity; endo-1,3(4)-beta-glucanase activity; ATP binding. The record is from RefSeq and is a predicted model, not a curated record.